GAUGCAUUGAGUGUGGGAGUUGUGAAACACCUUUGUGUCUGGCAACAGAACUAACUACCCAGGAGACUGGAAAUUUGUCCAGCAUGCUCUGCCCAGCCCAUGCCGGGGCGCACUGACCAUGAGCCUCAGCUCCUCCCUCGGCCACAGGAAGGAGCUGCGUAACCUCACCGCGGAGGAGGCCGGUGAAGGGGGCGUUAUUGUCACUGAGUUCAUCGCCAUCAUUGUCAUCACCGUUUUUGUCUGCCUGGGCAACCUGGUCAUCGUGGUCACCUUGUACAAGAAGUCCUACCUCCUCACCCUGAGCAACAAGUUCGUCUUCAGCCUGACCCUGUCCAACUUCCUGCUGUCGGUGCUGGUGCUGCCCUUCGUGGUGACCAGCUGCAUCCGCAGGGAAUGGAUCUUCGGCGUGGUCUGGUGCAACUUCUCCGCCCUGCUCUACCUGCUGAUCAGCUCGGCCAGCAUGCUCACCCUCGGGGUCAUUGCCAUCGACCGCUACUACGCCGUCCUGUACCCCAUGGUGUAUCCCAUGAAGAUCACGGGGAACCGGGCUGUGAUGGCGCUUGUCUACAUCUGGCUUCACUCCCUCGUCGGCUGCCUGCCACCCCUGUUUGGUUGGUCACCCGUGGAGUUUGACGAGUUCAAGUGGAUGUGUGUGGCCGCCUGGCACCGGGGGCCUGGCUACGCCGCCUUCUGGCAGACCUGGUGUGCCCUGCUGCCCUUCCUGGUCAUGCUGGUGUGCUACGGCUUCAUCUUCCGCGUGGCCAGGGUCAAGGCCCGCAAGGUGCACUGUGGCACAGUGGUCAUCGCGGAGGAGGAUGCCCAGAGGACGGGGAGGAAGAACUCCAGCACCUCCACCUCCUCUUCGGGCAGCAGGAGGAACGCCUUCCAGGGUGUGGUCUACUCUGCCAACCAGUGCAAAGCCCUCAUCACCAUCCUGGUGGUCAUCGGAGCCUUCAUGGUCACCUGGGGGCCCUACAUGGUUGUCAUCACCUCCGAGGCCCUCUGGGGGAAGAACUCUGUCUCCCCGACCCUGGAGACCUGGGCCACGUGGCUGUCCUUUACCAGCGCCAUCUGCCACCCCCUGAUCUACGGACUCUGGAACAAGACGGUUCGCAAGGAACUGCUGGGCAUGUGCUUCGGGGACCGGUAUUACCGGGAACCGUUCGUGCAGCCACGGAGGACGUCCAGGCUGUUCAGCAUCUCCAACAGGAUCACAGACUUGGGCCUGUCCCCGCACCUGACGGCGCUCAUGGCAGGCGGACAGCCCCUGGGGCACAGCAGCAGCACUGGGGACACUGGCUUCAGCUGCUCGCAGGACUCAGGGACGGAUGUGAUGCUGCUUGAGGACUACACGUCUGACGACAACCCUCCCUCCCACUGUACUUGCCCGCCCAGGAGAAGGAGCUCGGUGACAUUCGAGGAUGAGGUGGAACAAAUCAAAGAAGCCGCCAAGAACUCCAUUCUGCACGUGAAAGCCGACGUACACAAGUCCCUGGACAGUUACGCAGCCAGCCUGGCCAAAGCCAUCGAGGCGGAAGCCAAGAUCAACUUAUUCGGGGAGGAGGCCCUGCCGGGGGUCCUGUCCGCGGCUCGGACCGCCCCGGGGGCCGGCUUCGGGGGCCGUCGAGGCAGCAGGACUGUCGCAAGUCAGAGGCUCCAGCUGCAGAGCAUCGAAGAAGGGAACGUUUUAGCUGCAGAACAGAGAUGAAGGCCUGGGCUGGGCUGGGCUGGGGCUGGAGCUGAGACGCCGGCCGCGGGGGCUUCCCGUGUCAUCUGGGCCCCGGAGCGUCACUGCGCACAGCGGGCCGACGCGGGGCGGAAACAUCUGGUGUACAGCCACCAGGAAAAGGACUGAAAACAGUGUCUUCAGCCCGUGACUUCAGCGUCCGCCUUGAGACCGUGGGCUUCUUUGAGGUCCCAGCGAUGGAACCAGAAGCAUCUAAAGCAAAAAAAAAAAAAAGGAAAAGCAGGUGGCCGUGUGGCCCUGGCUUUUUGGGAGGCGGGGCUCAGAGGAGGACUAGAGACCGUGGGCUUGGAAGGAAACCACCACAUGGAUCAUCUUCUCUCCACAGCCUGGGCCCUGGGGGUCCGGCCACCUACUGUCCCCGCGGCCUCAGGAGGGGAGCCCUUCCCGGUGGGCUUUGGAGGAUGGCGCGGCAGUUCUUCCUAACACGGCGUCACCCCUGCAGCUGCUGAGUGGGGCCGUCCGCUCUAGACUCAGGGGCGCACAGAGCGAGCACCCGGGAGCAAAGUGCCCCGAGCGACUUCCCACACCCCCUGUCCUCGUUAGGAACUGGCCUGCAGGGUGGCCUCCUGUUGGUGCUCGUAGGGGCAGCUCACCCUGCCCCCUUCUCUACUGACAAAUUCUUGGGUAUUUCAAAAGAAGGGCGAAACCACUAUAAAAGAUAGGAGGAAGGGGCAGGUACCAGGUGUGUUGCAUUUCCAGAGUAAAAAAAAAAAAAAUCCACUGGGUUAGGACAUACCGCAGUUUCACCAAGACGAAUGGGGCCGUUGAGCCAAGCACAGCCGGGAAACAGAUACUGUUUUAUUGCAGGGAAUCCCUUCCCGUGGGCCCGCCUCACUGAGUGGAUUCCAUGUGUGAUGUUUGAGUGACCAGUGGAAAUCGCUGGCCGCGGUUCCACGGGGCAGCAUCGACAAGACAGCAGGAGCACCGGGCCCGGAGUCAGCAGCCUUGGUUCUCGGCCCAGCCCUGCCUUUGUGUGCACGCUCGUGUCAUUUGGGACAUCGUGUCACUUCUCUAGGUCCUCUGUAAAAUGGGAAAAGGGAGUGGGGAGUUGGAUUGAAUGGUUUCCAAGAUCAUUUCCAGCUCUGACCUUUAGAUAUUCUCUGAAUUUGUAAAUCAGAGGUAGGAAAAAAAAAACGAAAGUAGACCCAUGGACCAAUAUUUGUAUAACUUUUGAGCGUAGUUCCUGGUGGACUUAUGAAGUGUGGCCCGGUCUGGUUUCCGUGUCCUCGUCUGACUUGUCUGUUUAGAGCACAGUUUGGACGGAAUGCCAGCCGCCAGGCUGCGUAAGCGGAGGGAGAAGGUCCCCACCUGGAAAGUGGAAGCGGAAGAGCAGGAAUGGGACUUGUCUGGUUAGACCUCGCUCCCCUCCCCUUUGAGCCAGGGCAGCUGUGGAAGUCUGGGCUUGGAGUCGGUGCUGUGGCGGCUUUGGGAGCCAGUGGAUCCCCCCUUGUGUCGGCCCUUCAGCCUGGGACGGCAUGAUCUAAGUUCAGGGCUUUCCCUGCCUUGGUCAGCAGAGGGUAGAUUCCAAGGAGAUCUCACUGCGCCUGCUCCUAGGCGACCGUUCUAGAAAGUGAAUUAUCUUUGUGUUGCUUUCUCUGGGAUCUACCUGUCUCCUGGAGAGGCAAUGUCUUGUUUGCUGUGUGGCAGAAACAGUGGUUGGCUGGUCCCCUGGUCUGCAAUUUACCAAGGACCUUUCGUGAGGCUUGGGGUCCGGCUACCUGUGGUGAUCGAGCUCAUCAACAGCUGUCCUGGGUCGUCGGGGUGCCAGGCCCUGGCCGGGUUCCGAAUGGGAGUGGGAAGGUGCAGAGGGCACGUUCACCGGUGGGUUCUGCUGGUGACACGUGCAGGCCACAGAGACUCUGCUGUCACUGCUGGGUGGCAUUCCUAAGGCUGAGGGUAGUUUAUGUUUUCUAUAUAUGUUCUGUAUAUAUAUAUAUUUUCUAGCACUUGUCUAGUUUUUGAAGGGACCGUAUUUCUGAUCAGCUAGUGCAUACAGAGGUAGAAUGGCGCAGAGAGACCUUUUCCUCUGGGAUGGGUCGCCCGGAAAUUGGCGUGGAACCCAGGGGUGGGAGAAUGCUCUCCUGACCGCACUAGGCCUCGCGAGAUCUAGGGAGAGAAUCCCGAGGCCUCCCCAAGUCCCCACCGGCUGACCCCAGACUAGGUGGAAUCUAAUAGGAUUUAAUCUAAGCCAAUCUGGCAAGACUGCAUUUCACAAAAGGAUUCGUUGUUUCCCUUCCUUGAGUCACCUGCCAGACACUGCACAUCCUCUCUGUGCACAGCACCAAGCUGGGCGCUGUGGGAAUAACGCCGAAGUGUUCGCUCCAGUUGCAGGAGAGAGACCUGGGGGAUACAGAGUCUAAUCAAUGGCAAAGUUAAGUGGUGAUUAUAGAAAGAAGAGUGGCUCCAGAGAGAGAUUUCCGGAUAGGGAGUUAGGGCUCCACGAGGCAGGUGACGGGUCGAGCUAAGUCUUGCAGGCUGUUUGGCAGCUAGAACCGUAUUUUGCAUGUUCAGGAACUCGCAUUUCCUCAGCUUGCAAGCCGGCGCGGGGAGGGAGGGAAGAGAGACCUCC
This is a messenger RNA of Lemur catta (Ring-tailed lemur), 4316 nucleotides long. RefSeq names its product G protein-coupled receptor 161 (gene GPR161). Gene Ontology annotation, cellular component: recycling endosome; membrane. The transcript is spliced from 6 exons. NCBI's taxonomy places the organism in Eukaryota, Metazoa, Chordata, Mammalia, Primates, Lemuridae. The record is from RefSeq and is a predicted model, not a curated record. Gene Ontology annotation, molecular function: G protein-coupled receptor activity. Gene Ontology annotation, biological process: G protein-coupled receptor signaling pathway. Bases 119 to 1708 code for a protein of 529 amino acids.